Messenger RNA from Colletotrichum costaricense, 132 nucleotides. RefSeq lists its product as uncharacterized. The record is from RefSeq and is a predicted model, not a curated record. The transcript has a single exon. Bases 1 to 132 code for a protein of 43 amino acids. NCBI's taxonomy places the organism in Eukaryota, Fungi, Ascomycota, Sordariomycetes, Glomerellales, Glomerellaceae.
AUGCGUGGCGCUCCAGACCUCGGACUAGGAGUCCAGCUCCCUCACCCGUCCGCCUCUGGUCUGGAACGGAGCCCCCGCCAGCUCGUCUGGAUCCGGCCUGGUCCGGACGCUGCAGAUCAGAAAUGUCUCUGA